Molecule: messenger RNA, 460 nt
Organism: Fomitopsis serialis
Lineage: Eukaryota; Fungi; Basidiomycota; Agaricomycetes; Polyporales; Fomitopsidaceae
Exons: 1
Coding region: 67-297 (76 amino acids)
Biological process (GO): vacuolar proton-transporting V-type ATPase complex assembly
Source: RefSeq, a predicted model, not a curated record
CAUCUCUUGACGAACUUGAAUAUUCAAGUUCACGUCGCACUCAACGUACUCAACUUUGCCAAUGCAAUGGCAGACUCAGCAGAACCGCCUUCAGUGCCUCUGACCGAACAGUCGUUCUUCAGCACACUCCUCACACCAGGGUCAUCUCUCCAUCCGACAUUGCUACUGCUCCUCGAUGCAGCCUUUCUGGCUCUCUUCCUCGUCUUUCUCUCCCUUGCAAUCAUUACUCGAGGAAACGUGCAUCUCAUAGUGCUCAUGUCGAUAGAAAUAGCACUAUGGGGAAGUGUCAAGUGGUGAGCGCCUCCUCCUUACUCUCUCGGGGCUGGUGUUUAAGGCUGGAUGGAGGUUCGUACACGAAUUGCAGAAGGUACAGGAAACAGAAAGCGCAAGCGGGGGUGCUUCGGAAUCUGUGGAAACAGGUGGCGUGUCGAAGUCCAAGGAGGACUAGUCAUUCUGAGCC